CAUUUGUUGGAACCCUAAUAAUCCCCUUCGGCUCUUCCGCUCUCACACUCUACGAUCUUUGGAAAAGCCAGGUCUUAACAAUUUCUCUCCAGCUAACUUAGUUUUCCUUUGCAGACUUUGUGUAAUCGCAACCCCAACUCUCAACUUCAGUUCUUAGCAGGCUAGCAGGAAGAAAUGGGAGAAACAAGAGACAACGAAUAUGAGGAAGAGCUCCUCGACUACGAGGAAGAAGAAGAGAAGGCCCCCGAUUCCGUUGGAGCUAAAGUCAACGGUGAAGCUGGAAAGAAGGGUUAUGUCGGAAUUCAUAGUUCGGGAUUCAGAGACUUUCUAUUGAAGCCAGAGCUUCUCCGUGCGAUUGUAGACUCUGGAUUUGAGCAUCCAUCUGAAGUACAACAUGAAUGUAUUCCCCAAGCUAUCCUCGGCAUGGAUGUUAUUUGUCAAGCUAAAUCUGGUAUGGGUAAAACUGCUGUCUUUGUUCUGUCAACGCUGCAGCAGAUUGACCCUGUGGCUGGUCAAGUAUCUGCCCUAGUUCUGUGCCAUACCAGGGAGCUUGCAUACCAGAUCUGUCAUGAGUUCGAAAGGUUCAGCACUUAUCUUCCGGAUCUGAAGGUUGCUGUCUUCUAUGGUGGAGUGAAUAUUAAAAUUCACAAAGAUCUUCUGAAAAAUGAAUGUCCUCAUAUUGUUGUUGGAACACCCGGAAGGAUAUUGGCACUGUCGAGAGAUAAAGACCUAUCCCUGAAGAAUGUCCGACAUUUUAUCUUGGACGAGUGUGACAAGAUGCUUGAGUCACUUGAUAUGCGGAGGGAUGUACAAGAGAUCUUCAAGAUGACUCCUCACGACAAACAAGUUAUGAUGUUUUCUGCAACACUUAGCAAAGAAAUCCGCCCAGUUUGCAAGAAGUUUAUGCAAGAUCCAAUGGAAAUAUAUGUAGAUGAUGAGGCAAAGCUGACAUUGCAUGGUCUUGUCCAGCACUACAUCAAAUUGAGCGAGAUGGAGAAAAAUCGGAAGUUGAACGACCUUCUUGAUGCAUUGGACUUCAAUCAAGUGGUUAUUUUUGUCAAAAGUGUUAAUAGGGCAGCUGAGCUAGAUAAGUUAUUGGUGGAGUGUAACUUCCCCUCUAUAUGCAUCCACUCUGGCAUGUCGCAGGAAGAGAGGUUGACUCGAUACAAAGGUUUUAAGGAAGGACAUAAGCGCAUUCUUGUGGCUACAGAUUUGGUUGGUCGAGGAAUUGACAUUGAACGUGUAAACAUUGUUAUCAAUUAUGAUAUGCCAGAUUCAGCUGAUACAUAUCUGCACAGGGUUGGCAGAGCUGGUAGAUUUGGUACCAAAGGGCUUGCAAUUACUUUUGUGUCAUCUGCAGCUGAUUCUGAUGUUCUCAACAAUGUUCAAGAAAGGUUUGAAGUCGAUAUUAAGGAGCUUCCAGAGCAGAUUGAUACCUCCACUUACAGUAUGUUUCCUUCCUUUUUUUUUGUUUGAUGAGAUUAUUUUCCUUUUUGAACUCCAGUUCCCAGUUUAUAUUUCAGCCUUUGUUUAAUACUACUUUUUAUCAUUUAGUUUUCCUUCUUUCCUUACUGACCGUUGUGGGUUUUUUGGCUCAUUUAGAUGUGAUUUUUUAAUUGGUGAACCUCGGUAGUUAUGUAUCUUUUUAUUUACAUAGUUGUUCCUUGUCAGUCAGUUGCAGUUGAUUUUCAAUUGUAAAUCCGAACUACUGGUUCACUGAAACAUGUAGAUGAGAUUGUAUUUCUGACUUACAUUCUGGCUCUGUUGUCUCACUCACUUGCACAUUAAUUUGGAAUCCACGUCUCUAGGAUUUUAGAGCAUUAUUUUAUCAACUGGCGGCAUCGCGUGUAAAUUCUGAAAGCUCGACUUGCUUUAGAUAUAUACGAUGUGUACAAAUAGUAAAUAAUAUUACUGACGGGAACAUGGGGGAAAUCAAGUUUCUAUCUGUUUAAACGUUAUUCUUACAAGUUAAGCUAACACAGACCACUCUUGUUGGUUGCAGUGCCAUCAUAGAUGUAGAGAUCUUCACCAUAGAAAAUCGGCUACCCAGGUUGGUGAGGGGUGGUUCAAAUUUCAUUUUGGUUUGAUUUUGGUUCGAACUAAAAAUGGAUGAAAGGCCACUGCGCACUAGCUUUUGAUGCGAGUGAGGGCAAUGGUGGAUGCUCUAAAAUGUGGUGGUGUACUCUGCCAUUUGAGUUUUAUUGUAUUCUAAUUGCUGGGGCUGUCUUGCAUUGGAAGUCUCUUUAUGCAUUUUAUUCUGAAUGACGAAUGAUCUCUUAAAUGUAAUACUUUAGAUAUCCUUCUCUCUGCAAGAUUAACAAUUACGGUAGACUGUUGGUAGUAUUCUCUAUGAUUUUUAUUAGAUUCGUUACGUGAACUCAUUUCACUAGUUCCAUACCUGCCACCGUCUUCUCUCAUCUCACUUCCCUAUUGCCAGGUCUUUAGAUGUGGAUUUUCCUCGAGCUUUAUAUGUGGAAAUGGACAUUAAAUUAAGUUUUGGAGAUCGGAUGUUUAUAUAUUAUUACACGACUGAGACUUAUUUCA
Molecule: messenger RNA, 2544 nt
Organism: Cucumis melo (muskmelon)
Lineage: Eukaryota; Viridiplantae; Streptophyta; Magnoliopsida; Cucurbitales; Cucurbitaceae
Product: DEAD-box ATP-dependent RNA helicase 15
Exons: 11
Coding region: 175-1476 (433 amino acids)
Molecular function (GO): RNA binding; RNA helicase activity; ATP binding
Source: RefSeq, a predicted model, not a curated record